Phaethon lepturus (White-tailed tropicbird) is the source of this 648-nucleotide messenger RNA. RefSeq names its product GIMAP family P-loop NTPase domain containing 1 (gene GIMD1). Gene Ontology annotation, molecular function: GTP binding. Lineage: Eukaryota; Metazoa; Chordata; Aves; Phaethontiformes; Phaethontidae. The record is from RefSeq and is a predicted model, not a curated record.
AUGGUAGACACCAAUGAGAUGACCAUCAACCUUAGUCAGAUGGGCAAAAGCGCUGCUGGGAACAGCCUGCUGGGCAGCUCAGACUUUGAGAGUCAUCGCUCCCCAAGCUCUGUGACUACAUGCUGCAGCCUUGGACGCAGCUGUCUCAUUUCAGGGAUUAUACGAAGAAAUGGCUGUGAGCUAGCUCUCCGUGUUCGAGUACUUGACACUCCAAGCUACCCUCACAGUGAUCUGAGCAAAGAGCAGGUGAGAGACUCUGUGAGAUCUGCCCUGGCUCACCACUUCAGGGAGGAAGGCCUGCAUCUAGCUCUCUUGGUCCUGAGGGCUGACUUGCCUCUGUGUCUGGAUGAAAGCAAUCACACAAUUCAGUUCAUCCAGGAACUUCUGGGUCCCACAUGGAAGGAUUUCACUGCAGUUCUACUCACUCAUGCAGACAAGGCAGAAGAGGCUGGAUUCAGUGAGAAAGCAUAUGUGCACAGUGCCUCAAGUACCCUGUUGUCGCUUUUGAGCUCAGUAUAACAUAAAUACAUUUUCCUAGACAAUCAGAAGAGUAUAAUUAAAGAGGAAAGAGCUAUUGUCUUAAGAAAGCUCUUGAAUUUUGUAAGAAAAAAUAAUUAUCAAGUGCUUCUACUUAAACACAGAAAGUAA